UCUCUCUCUCUUCAGUCAGACUCUCGUCCUCGAGGAGCAGAAGAGCACAAACUCCUGAACCCUUCAGAUGAUCAUGAGAGUCCUGAGAGCUUUCCUCCUCAUGAGUGCUGUCGCAGCGUCUGUGAGAGGAGAUGCAAACCUCACAGCAGAGACUCCUCCAGUAAAGACGGUGCUGAAGUCCAGCUUCCAUCUGUAUCACGAGGGCAGUGUGUUUGAGGAGACCUGCGCCGUGGUCCCAUUCCGGUCCGAAACCCUCCACAGAUGCGCCUACAACCGCAGUGACCCGCUGGUGCUGAUUAUACACGGCUGGACGAUGAAUGGACGCAUGGAGCCCUGGAUCUUUGAUCUGGCUUCUGCGCUGAAGGUCCGGCUCGAGUGGGUCAAUGUUCUCAUCAGUGAUUGGAGGAAGCUGGCGCUUCAGCCGUAUCCAGUCGCAGCCAAGAACAGCAGACAGGUGGGGAGGGACGUGGCCGCGCUGCUCAAAUGGCUGGAGGAAGUGGCGCAGCUCUCCAUGGAUGACGUUCAUCUGAUCGGCUACAGUCUGGGAGCGCAUGUGGCCGGAUUCGCUGGAAGCCAUUUCAGAGGACUGAGGAAAGUUGGCCGCAUUACUGGUCUGGAUCCGGCCGGGCCAUACUUCGAGGGUCUGCCGGCGUUUGACAGACUGUCUCCGGACGACGCUCAGUUCGUGGAUGCUGUCCACACCUUCACCGGCUCCAGCAUCGUGCCGGGCAUGGGAAUAAAGCAGAGCGUCGCUCACGUCGACUUCUACCCCAACGGGGGCUCCUUUCAGCCCGGCUGCGAGAUGCUGGACAUUUACAGCAACGUCUUCCAGUACGGCCUGCAAGUACAAAUAUUUAAAGGUUCUUGA
Molecule: messenger RNA, 868 nt
Organism: Sinocyclocheilus grahami
Lineage: Eukaryota; Metazoa; Chordata; Actinopteri; Cypriniformes; Cyprinidae
Product: hepatic triacylglycerol lipase-like
Exons: 6
Coding region: 68-868 (266 amino acids)
Biological process (GO): lipid catabolic process
Molecular function (GO): lipoprotein lipase activity; apolipoprotein binding
Source: RefSeq, a predicted model, not a curated record